CAUCUGUCCCUCUCGGCUCUCAGUCUUGUUGCUUUCUUCCAGGAUGAAGGUCGGGAUCGCCGCGCUGAUUGCCGGCCUCAUCGGAGGAGUCGGGGUCCUCUUGUUCCUCGUGGCGUUCGGAACGGACUAUUGGCUGCUGGCGACCGAGAACUGCGGGGGCCGAGAGGGGGCGGUGACCCCCGGAGAGGUAAAGCACACCGGGGUACACCCAGAUUCUACAGACAUAAGACACCAUAGAAAGACAGAAUAAAGAUUGGCAGAGUUUGAAUUUAAUUCCACUUUAUUAUCUCUUCUCUUCCCAGCCAGCCAGGCACACCCCAAACACUGCAUAGAGGGCUACCUGUUCCCCAUGCCCAUCGCCCUGGGGCCAGUCCCGCACCCCUCCUAUGACCCCACUGCUGUGUACAGAGGCUUCUGGACGGCGUUCAUCGUCCUCGCCGUGGCUGCCAGCCUGGUGGGCGGGCUCCUCCUGGUGUGCGCUGUGCCCUUCGCCGCCGCCCGGCUCUAUAAAGUAGGAGGAGGAUUCCUCAUCACUGCUGGCGUCUUGCUGGCGUUCCUGAUCGCGCUGUUCGCUGUGUGGAAGGAGUUCGCCGCCGACCUGGAGAAGUACAUCCUGCUGGAGCGGGUUCAGCGCUGCGCCCCGGACUCUCGCGUCCACGUCUAUUACGGAUGGUCGUUCAUGUUCGCCGCCGCCGGGACCCCGCUGGUGCUGCUCUCCGGCCUCCUGUUCUUGUGCAUCAGCCGAAGUAUCCACGUAGAAGAGAAAUAGGCGCGGCGGCGGCGGCGACGAAGAUUGCGGAUUUCUCGAUGGCGGGCACAAAGCAAUUCCCAAGAAAAGAACAUUUUGAUGUCUAUAUUCAUAAGUAACCAGCUGUGAGGAGCCGAUUAAGAGUCAGAUAGAAGGCAACGCACAGACGACGCCUGGCGGGGGAGCGCGGCCUAUCGCAGUAAAAUAAAUAUCACGUCCGCGCCCGGGAGCUGCCACCGCCGUGGCACGCGGCUGUAA
This is a messenger RNA of Nanorana parkeri, 1006 nucleotides long. Its product is annotated as transmembrane protein 182-like. Lineage: Eukaryota; Metazoa; Chordata; Amphibia; Anura; Dicroglossidae. The transcript is spliced from 4 exons. The record is from RefSeq and is a predicted model, not a curated record. Gene Ontology annotation, cellular component: membrane.